UCCGGUUGCCUGCAAGACUUUGAAAACACAGAAGAGUUAGGAGGAGGGAGACAAAAAAAAGAGAACAACCUCCGCUUUUCCAAAACAAUAAGAGCCCAGGCCCUGAGAUCGAUGUACGGCUCCUCUGGGGAGUAGGGACCCCUCACCUGAGCAGGUGGCUAGGAUGGAGAAGACUUGGAGCAUCACCUAAAGCUGCACACUUACCUCGCGAGAGAUUUCUUAGUGUCUACGGCAGGGAAUGAAAUUAUGGUCCUGGUGUUCUGACUGGACCCCCUGGUGGCAUUCACAGCUAUUGUAUAUUAAUGGGCUGUACCUGAGAGUCCUUUGAGAAAUCCUUUAUGUUUGGACAUAAAUGGUGUUGACUUGAUGGAGUCGCAUCAAGUUAUUCAUAUGGACCCUGACACUGAUAGGGACUCCUUGCUGGAUCUCAGCUUCCUGACUGAGGAGGAACAGAACGCCAUUGCAGAAGUGCUGCAGAGGGACUCACAGCUCCGAAUGCUGGAGGAGGGACGAAUCAGCAAACUGCGGGAGUCUGUCUCUGAUCCCAGCUGGCUGAAAAUCCUCUCCGGGGAAUGGUUCUGUGACCUCCAGUCCAAGCGGCACAAUCACUUUGGCUCGGACCUUGUCCGGGCUUCUAUCCGCAGAAAGAAGAAGCCCAAAGCAUUUGAAUGGGGGCCAAAGCAACGGGGAAGCCUGGGAGACCUGGAGCCAAUCAGGGAGCCUUCUGCAGAGGAGGAGAAGGAGCACAUCUUUGACGUGCAGGAUGCUGUGGACGGGCUUCCCAGCGAAGGAGUUCCUUCACUGACUUGGUCCAAAGAUCCGCAGGAUGAAACCCAGUCCCUCGAACAGGUGGCUGAGACCAAGCCAGCCACGAGAAGUGACUCCUUCAGUAGCCUGAGUUCAGAGACUGAGGAAGACGAGAGACAGCAGACCCACCCGCAGCCAGCCAUCUUGGUUUCAGUGCAGCCCCAGAGUAAUGGAAGCCAGGAAAAUGGCAGGGAAGGCGCUUCGGGUUCAUCCCCUCCAAGGACCAACAUGACGGGUCUCCAGAAUAAAGUGCUGAGCACCAGUUCCUCGAUCUCCAGUCUCAGUUCAUCCACGAUGAGCGGCAGCCUCAUGAGCAUUUUCAGCGAUAGUGAAGUUGGGAGUGUGGAUGUCCGCGGCUGCAUCCAGUUCUCCUUGCAGUACGAUGCCAAAAAGAAGGAAUUGCAAGUUCAAAUCAUCCAGUGCCGAGACCUUGCGGAAGCCAGGAAACAGCGGACAGACCCGUAUGUCAAAGCCUACCUUCUUCCUGACAAAUCCAACCAAGGCAAGAGGAAAACAGCCAUCAGGAAGAGGAGCAUAGACCCCAUCUUCAAUGAGACGCUGAAGUACAAGAUUGACAAGGCUGAGCUCCAGGGCCGCGUCCUGAACCUGUCCGUCUGGCAUCACGACUCCUUAAACCGAAACCUCUUCAUGGGAGAAGUGGAGAUAGAGCUGAAGGCCUGGGAGUGGAGCAACACAGGGCCCCAGUGGUUCAACCUACAGCCCAGGACGCCAGUCUCUCCUGAUGCUCUGCCCAGCCGAGGCAAACUCAAUCUAGCCCUGAAGUUCAUUUCAGCUGGCUUGGAAGGGGGAGGGCUUCCCCCCACUGGAGAGCUGCACAUCUGGGUGAAGAAUGCGCAGAACCUGGUUCCCUUCAGAGGCAGUACUGCGGACUCCUUUGUCCAGUGCUACAUUCUCCCUGAUGACAGCAAGGCAAGCCGGCAGAAGACCCGCACCGUGAAGAAGAGUCUCAGCCCGAUUUUCAACCACACCAUGGUCUACGAUGGGUUCCAAGCCAAGGACUUGGCUGAGGCGUGUGCUGAGUUCACCAUCUGGGACCAAGACACCUUCUCCAAGCAGAGCCUUGGAGGCAUCCGGCUGAGUCUUGGCACAGGCAAGAGCUAUGGCCUGCCAGUGCCUUGGAUGGAUUCGACUGAGGAGGAGCGCCAUGUAUGGGAGACGGUGUUCCAGAAGCCUGGCCAGUGGGUAGAAGCCGGCCUUCCUCUACGGACCAAUCUGAGCCUUCGGGCUUAAUCCUCCCUCCGUUCGUUCUGCAGGGGGAACACCCGAGAGAUGAACUGAGGCACCCCCAAGAUCUCUAGCACCUCAUGGCAGCAGACAGCCCUCCCAGGGUACCCAGUGCUGCUCCCUAUGUCUAAAGGCCCACC
Messenger RNA from Gekko japonicus, 2192 nucleotides. It is a transcript of the gene SYTL1, whose product is annotated as synaptotagmin like 1. The record is from RefSeq and is a predicted model, not a curated record. Gene Ontology annotation, biological process: intracellular protein transport; exocytosis. Bases 367 to 2058 code for a protein of 563 amino acids. NCBI's taxonomy places the organism in Eukaryota, Metazoa, Chordata, Lepidosauria, Squamata, Gekkonidae. The transcript is spliced from 15 exons. Gene Ontology annotation, molecular function: neurexin family protein binding; small GTPase binding. Gene Ontology annotation, cellular component: exocytic vesicle; plasma membrane.